AGCAGAGUGACAGUUGACAGUGACAGUGUCAGUGUGUCUGGCGAAUGAUUCGCAUGUAAAUAUUUUCCUUCGGUGUACGAAAAUUGAUAUUGUUAUAACUGUACUACCUAGUGCAUUUUUCACCAAAACUGUAAGCUAUCGAUUCGCACAUAAACUACAUCAAAACUUUAUUGUUCCUUAUCGAAAAGCAUUGAAUCAUCUUCGGUUGCUGCGUAAUCAUCAGGUGAUUUGCUGCGCAUGCGCUUGAGAAACCCGCCAACAUGGAAAACAUACGAAUCUGUUGGCAUUCGCUUUCCAAGGCUCACGCGACCGGUCGCCGCUGUUCGGUCACGGUCCAUCUAGCACCAUGCCGUCCGAAAAACUAGAGAAAAGUUCCAAGAUUGUUAUGAAAAAAUUCAAAAUGGACGCGGAUAUUCCCCAAAACAAUUCCCAGCAAGAGCUGGUGCGCGACGCCGAGGAGGCCGGCGAAGAAAAUGAAAGAUCUUUGAGAGACCUUAAGUUUCGUGAGUGGGUUGCAGUUUUCGUACUAUGUUUCGUCAACCUGAUAAACUAUAUGGACCGAUUUACUAUUGCCGUUCCAGGAUCAUUUGAACAAUUUGAAGUUGAAUGUUGGAAAAUAUGAAUUAGGAAAAUAAUUUC
Acanthoscelides obtectus is the source of this 639-nucleotide messenger RNA. Lineage: Eukaryota; Metazoa; Arthropoda; Insecta; Coleoptera; Chrysomelidae. The record is from the annotation of a GenBank genome assembly.